AUGUUUUGUAGACAUACUCCAGGUCAAACACAGGAGUCAAACAUCUCGGUAAAAGGGAAAAAACGUAAACAUAAAAGGAAGUUAUGUCUAAGCAAACGAAAAAAACAUACAGUAAUUCAUACAGCUUCUCUACACAGUGAUCACUCCUCUUCAUCACUUACAUCUUCUUCUACAAUAGAUCAACAAAUGGUUAUUCAUAACACUACAGCAAGUUCAGACAUUCCUAUACAAACAACAACAAAAGGAAAAAUGAACAAAGGCAAAACACCAUUGAAAAAAUCUAAAAAACCAAACGAACCUCUGCAGUCAACACUUCCAGUAAUAUCACAACAUCUAAUACAAUGCUCAGUAAGCCAAUCAAAUGAGGAGGUUUUUAUUAACGAAGCAAGUAGAAUUAUAACUGCAUUCCCCAAUAAUCACAUUGCUAUACCAGGUCCAUCACGACUUUCAAAUACAAGAAAUGUUUAUUCAAAUUGUUGUAAGGAUGGUGCAGUACAUCUGCCUCCAUUUGAUUCAUAUCCUGAACAAUUAAGAGUACUAUUUCAAGAUCGAGAAUUUAUGGAAAACGUGCGUUAUUAUAACAAUAGUUUCGCAUUCGCCAGCCUAGCUACCAAUACUAUAAAUCCGCCUGGUCGAGGACCUUAUGUAUUCAAGGUACAGGGAGAAAUAAGACAUUAUAUAUCAAAUGUUUCAACAAAUAUUUCUAAUGAACGCAGACAAUACGGCAAUCUAUAUUUUUUGGAUACCGAACUGGCAAAUCAGCUUCGGUCUGCUGGCCCACAAAAUCGAACGGAAUUAAAUCGAGAAACCGUCGAUGUUAUUUCUAAUUACAUGCACAGCCACAAUCCUUUUGCUCAAGCGUAUAGAUUUCUUAAAGAUGUCUAUCAGGAACAACAACAUAACAAUCGUCAACUAACUUUAGAAUUGUACAUCAAUAACAACCGUGCUCGGGAUAUUAAUUUUAGACAAUAUGGCGCAGUACAAGCGAAUGAAAUAGCAGCCGUAUUUAUUUCUGAAGAUGGAAGACCGCCCCUGGAUCGUUGCUUACAUGUUUAUUGUCGAGACAACGAUCAAAUCAUCCACGAAUUACCAUAUCUUAGUGUUAACUGCGACGCAAUGACAUAUCCCCUAUUACAUCCAAGAGGUGAGCCAGGCUGGCAAUCUGGAACAGCGCAUCAACGUAGAAGAGGUGAUGUAUCUUUACUGGAAUACUACAGUUUUAGAAUAGCUGUUCGACCAGAUACUUUCAACCAAUUUGUAAUGGCAGGCAAGCUGACGCAACAGUACAUCGUAGAUGCAUACGUAAAAAUAGAACAGAGUCGAUUACAAUUUAUUACUGAAAACCAACCACGCAUCAGGCAAGAAAUAUUCCAAGGACUAAUCGACUAUUUAGACUCUAGACAACUUGAUGUUCACUAUCAACCAGGCAAUAUUUUCAUCCUACCGUCAACAUUCAUAGGAAGCCCACGCGCAUUUAGACAAAAUUAUUUGGAUGCCAUGUCUAUAGUCACAAAACAUGGGAAACCAGAUAUUUUCCUAACAUUUACUUGCAAUCCUGUUUGGCCUGAAAUUAGGAAUAACCUAGAUACAAACCAACAUUCCUCAAAUAGGCCCGAUUUUGUUUCGAGGGUGUUUAAGAGCAAAUUGAAGGAAUUAAUAGAAGAUAUUGAUAAACGACAUGUCAUGGGAAUUUGCGUUGCUUACGUUUACGUGAUAGAAUUUCAGAAAAGAGGCCUUCCUCAUGCGCAUAUGUUGAUUUGGUUGGAAGGAUCAGAUAAAAUCUUGGACUCUGCAGCAAUCGACCGUUUAAUUUCAGCAGAAUUUCCCGACCCUAUCACGCAUCCCAACUUGCACGAAUUGGUCAAAGUACAUAUGCUUCAUGGACCUUGUACUGCUGCUCGAUGCUUAGAUGACGAAGGACAGUGCAGCAAACAAUUCCCGAAAUCUUUGCGUGAAGAUACAUUAUACAAUUCCUCUGGAUAUCCGCUAUAUAAAAGACGGCCAAUAGAAGUACCUAUACACAUAGGUAGAAGAACAGUAGAUAACGGUUGGGUUGUACCAUACAAUGCUUAUCUACUUGAAAAAUACGAAGCUCAUAUUAACGUAGAGGCUUGUUCUUCAAUAAAAAGCGUGAAAUAUUUAUUUAAAUAUAUAUAUAAAGGAUUUGAUAGAGCUCAAAUUGUCGUGCGAACUGUAGAGGAACAAGACGGUCAAACAACAACUAUUCAGGAACCUAUAUACAACGAAAUUCAAACGUUCAUGGACGUUCGCUAUGUUAGCGCACCUGAGGCAAUGUGGAGAAUUUAUACAUUCGAAAUGCACGAUAUGUCUCAUGCUAUCAUCAAACUUACUGUACAUCUUCCCAAUAUGCAACAAGUCUAUUUUAAUACAAAUAGUACCAUCCCUGACGUUGUAGAAAGAGCCGCAACACAACACACUACGCUAACAGGAUGGUUCGCUUUGAAUGUACAAGACGAAGAAGCUAGGCAAUACACUUACGUACAAAUACCUUAUAAGUUAUAUUUUGUUCAUCCUAGAGAAGGUGAACGAUUUUAUCUUCGUCAACUUCUUUUGCAUAAAACAGGAUGUAGAUCAUUCGAAGACCUUCGAACUGUACAUGGCCGUACGUACGAAACGUUCCGUGACGCUGCUAUUGCGAUGAACCUUCUCACGGACGAUAGCAUUUGGUUUUCUACUUUGCAAGAGGCUAUACGCGUAGAAAUUCCACGAGCUCUUCGCCGCAAAUCAAAUAGAGACUUUCAACUACCCUUACCCACUGAACCAGUAGAACACCUAAUCGAAGAUGAAUACAAUUAUGACCAAGCAGACGAACAACAAAUUGCUAAUAGGAACAUUCCUCUGUUAAACCAAGAACAACGCCUUAUUUUUAACGACAUACUUUUGGCCCUAAACGAAAACGAAAGGGUUCCACAUCGUCUAUUUUUUAUUAACGGAAUUGGAGGUGCAGGAAAAACAUUUCUGUUGAAUACACUACUGGCUUACUUACUAGGAAAUAAUCACCGUUAUAUUGCUAUGUGUUAUACUGGCAUCGCAGCCAGCUUAUUGAAAAAUGGCCAAACGAUUCAUUCUUCUUUUAUGUUACCGGUUCCAUUUCUAGAAAAUUCAACGUCGAGGAUUCGCAAUCAGAGUACGAUUGCUGAUAAUAUUAGAUAUUCAAAAAUUAUUGUCAUUGAUGAAAUAUCUAUGGUACAUAAAAGUAUAUUCAAUGAGAUAGAUAGAAAGACAAGAGAAAUAAUGAACAAUGACAUUCCAUUUGGCGGCAAGAUUAUCAUAAUUCUAGGUGAUUUCAGGCAAUGCGCACCUAUCGUUCCGUUGGCAGGCAAAAAUGAAACUAUUUCUGCAUCAGUGAAAUGUUCCCAACUAUGGCAAUACUUUGUUCAGUACGAUCUUGUUACGAACGUUAGAGCAUUGCCACAAGAAAACGAAUUCAAAGAUUGGCUGAUGACCAUAGGAAAUAAUUCCGAAAUUUUACGUCGCUUAGAAAAUAGCAGAGACACUAUAGUUAAAAUUCCUAAUCGUAUCAUUGUAGAAGAUGUUACUGAAAGCAUAUACGGUAGUAAUUUAACUGAACACGAUUUCACAUUAUUACAAAAAGCGAUUUUGUCUCCACUAAACAUUCAUGUCAAGGAUAUCAAUUCAGUUGUUUUAGAAAAACUGCCAGGUAGGUCACGGCAAUACCUAAGUGUCGAUAGUAUUAUCCGAGAAGACGAUACAACCGAAAAUGCUGCUGAUGAUUUAGAUUCCGCAUGGCCGCAAGACUUUUUAAAUUCUUUGGAUGCUCCAGGACUUCCUCCCCACAUACUUACACUAAAGAUUGGCGCAGUUAUCAUUUUAACGAAGAAUUUAGAUGUGAAGAGAGGCUUAUGUAACGGCACACGUUUAUUGAUUCAUAAUUUACACGAAAAUUUUAUAGAAGCGAAACGAGUGGAAGAAUCUAAUAAUGAACCUUCGAUCGAAUUUAUUUCCAGAGUUGAUAAUAUCGCUCUAAAUUCUCUUGAUCUACCAGUCAACUUGAAAAGGAGACAAUUCCCUGUACGUCUGGCUUUUGCAAUGACAAUUAAUAAAAGUCAAGGUCAAACUUUGAACAGUGUCGGCUUAUUUUUACCAGUAACAGUAUUUGAUCACGGACAACUGUAUGUUGCACUAUCAAGAGCAAGAAGUUUUGAAAACCUCAAGAUUCAAAUGAUAAAUAUAGGUGACCGUCAACAUGUAGCUGAAACUCCAAAUAAUCACUCUUACACUGUUAACGUAGUAUAUAAUGAGCUAUUGCAAAGCAGCAUAAUCCAGUAA
This is a messenger RNA of Acanthoscelides obtectus, 4311 nucleotides long. The record is from the annotation of a GenBank genome assembly. NCBI's taxonomy places the organism in Eukaryota, Metazoa, Arthropoda, Insecta, Coleoptera, Chrysomelidae.